AUGACACAACUUAUAGAAGAUAUCCAACAGCAUAAUUCAUACAGAAAAAUGCAUUCUAAAAUUAGAUAUAAUUUUGUCCUCCACAGAACUGGUAGUUUUUCUCUGAUAAUUUUCAUACCGCCCGGCAAUAAAAUUCUCAAAUUCAUCCAAAGUAUCAUUUGCAAUACACUGUCUAAUUUUCCUAAAAAACCUCAAAUAGUGAUGAAUAUUGUGAAUCAUAAUCAAAACCGGGGCCAACAAUUCUUGCACGGUCAGCAGGUGGUGGAUAUAAGCUCUAGUAUAUUUUUUGCAGGCCAAACAUUCACAGCCAUCUAUGAUAGGGGUGGCAGUGAGCACUGA
Acanthoscelides obtectus is the source of this 339-nucleotide messenger RNA. The record is from the annotation of a GenBank genome assembly. NCBI's taxonomy places the organism in Eukaryota, Metazoa, Arthropoda, Insecta, Coleoptera, Chrysomelidae.